This is a messenger RNA of Marchantia polymorpha subsp. ruderalis, 3656 nucleotides long. The record is from the annotation of a GenBank genome assembly. NCBI's taxonomy places the organism in Eukaryota, Viridiplantae, Streptophyta, Marchantiopsida, Marchantiales, Marchantiaceae.
GUCGUAGGACAGGAAGGACGCGGCCACGUGCCAGGCGCCGUGCGUCGUGUCGUACACCAGAGGGCCGCCGCAGGCGAAGACGACCCAGAACGGGGCCGGCGCUGGGAUGCGCCGGCAGAUCGUCCCGAACCCGGCGCUUUGCGCCGACUCGUUCCAGCUCCUGCACACCGCCCGCAGCCUGCAGUAGCUGCGCGGCGGCAGCCAGGCCAGAAUCGUGUGCACCACCUCCUCCGGAAUGUGCCUUCCGCCCCACACCUCCGCGUCCAUAAUCGGCCCCGGGUCCUCUUCUGCUGCUUCUGCUUCUGCUGCUGCUGGCCGUGAGCCUUCUCCGUGUCCGCUAACGGAGGCGGAAGAAGAAGACGCAUCGAGGUCCUCGGCAGAUCUGCGCGAGUUGCUCGGCGUGAUCAUGCCCACUGCGCUUCGGCGGAGUCGCGGAAUGAGCACGACGGGAGACUCAUCGCGGUCUUGGAUCAGCGGAUCAGUGGAUCACGAUUGGCUGUGACUCGUCGGAGAACGGGAUCAGAACGAUCGAAUCCUCGGCGGUACGAGCGAGCCUCUUGAUUCGGGAGGUGGUGAUCGAGGUCGCAGGUUGGGACAUUCUUCAAGCACCGGGCUCGCUCUCCCCGACGACUGCUGCCCUCGCUUCUGCCCCGGUGAGCCACGGCCGGCAUUGCUCUCCGAUGUAUGCGGCUGUCGAGAACGAGGCUCAAAGGUUGCGCUCCGAUAGAAGAGGCGCACGAAUGACCAGUUUCUUGGCAGAACCUAAUCGUACCAGACAUGCUCCUCGCGCUCGUGGCCUCGUCGCCCGACUGCCCCCAGCCUCCGUUAGAACGAGGCCGCUCGGGCACACGAAGCAGGACGAUCGAUGAUAAUAUUGCCGAACGAACGAAUGCCCCGUCGAUGCAUAUGUGCUCUGCUCGUCACCGAAAAUGUCAUCUUUCGUCGACCUGAGAUGCUACCCGUCGCGCUGCAACGCCGAUAAUCAUGGUGGCGGGGGACUCGUGACGUCAACGCCGUCACACGAUCGCGAGCGUUCGCACUGAGGCCAUCACUGCCACUGCCACUGCCACUGUCACUGCAAUGCUCCCGCGAGGCGUCGUGUGGAAACCCAUCAGAGGAUUUAGGAAGGGCGGGCGAGGUGGACUUCCACUGUCGCUGCCGCGGACGCCAAAUGGGCAGCCAUCGGAAUGUCGCUGCUGAAGGUUGCGGACGAUCGAAGGGAAGAGGACGAGCAGAGCGUUUCGGAUGGGAAGGGCACGUCGUAUGGACUCCAUGUUGGACUCACGGGAAGGGCACGGGGGAGGAGAGGGGAGUGAGGGGAUCGGGAUGGCGACGGUGGUCGCUUUAGGAGGCGGAUGGAGCAGAUGACCGCGGAAUUGAGCCGCAAUGGAUGAUUUGUGCGAGGGGAGCACGGCGAAACAUCGACGGGCGGAAACGGGGAAGUAGUUCGUCCAAUCGAUCUGAUGAUUUUUUCGCUGCAACUCAUGCUUGGUGCUCUGUAUGUCGUCCUUUUCUGCGGCUGGUCGAUCAAAGUUUUCGCCUGGCUCAAACACCAGCUUCAUUGUUUCUGAUCCUCUGUCACCUCACUUCCACUCUUCGGCUCGUCUUCUCUGCUCACGUGCCCUCAUCGUCCUCUUGUUCCUCGCAGGUCCCCUGUCCGGAAUCGCAUCAAUUUUCGGUAUUUGUGAUCCACCGCCGCCGCACCUCCACCAGAACACUUGUCGGUUGACUGCCCAUGAACUGCAAAAUGCCCGGAGAUAAAAUUUCUCGAAAGUGCACUUGAGACGUCUCCAUGUACCUGGAUUUGCAUGAGCUGAGGGGACGAGCACAUUUCCACAGAGAGAUGCAGGACGUGGCACGCGGAGUGAACCCAGUUCUUCCAGCUUUCGUCCAAUCGUGCAACAAUGCUGUCUCGCCAUCAGGUCCUUGCGGUUGCCACCUGAAGACUCUUGACCCAUCCAUCUCACCAAUACUUCAACUCGGCGGAGAAGUCUGGUCCAAGAGCCUCGCGAAUAUGCAACCAUUGUCCACUCAGAUCAAACGCCAAGCCACAGCACUGCCAUCAGUUUAUCGAGAGUCAAACCUGGGUCACCGUGGCCAAACUGAGGUCAUAGAUGGCAUACUUCAUAGAUCGAACCGACGGUGGGGCCGAUGAAUCUCCAGUACGACGCGAACAGGACCAUGAGCUUGCUCCGCUUCCUUUUCACUUCAUCAAAGAAGCGCUUCCGACACUAUCAGGCUACUUACCCGUUGAUAGAACAACUGGAUCUCGAGUAUACUAUGUAUAUUAUGAAGCUUCCAACAGCCCCGCAGCCAGGAGUGAUACCCCACUUAUGCUCUGGCUGAAUGGUGGUCCCGGUUGCUCAAGUCUCAUUGGCUGUUUCUAUGAGCUCGGCCCCUGGGUGGUUGCAGAAGAUGGCAUCCUUCGUCCGAAUUCUUUCGCAUGGAAUCGCAAGUGUGGACUUUUGUUCGUGGACAGUCCUGUUGGCACCGGAUUCAGUGUGGCCGAAUCAGAUAUGGAUAUUCCAACAGAUCAGGAACGAGUUGCCAAACACCUGGAGUUUGCCCUCCUGAGUUUUCUCGAGGAAAAUCCGACCUUCAAAACAAGACCAUUGUUCCUGGCGGGAGAGAGCUACGCCGGCAAGUACGUCCCUGCUUUAGCAUAUCACAUUUUGCACCAAUCCAGGUCAGGUGCUGGGACUCUGAAACACCAGCUGGCAGGAAUUGCCAUCGGAAAUGGACUCACAGACCCCCGAACCCAGGUUCAGUGCCAUGGAGAGGUGGCCUUCUCUUUCGGACUGCUCGACAAACGCCAGACAGCCCACGUUGACAAAUUGGCCAGAGAGGUCGUCGAUCUUAUUGACAGGGACAAAUGGUUAAGAGCACAUGAGAGGAGGACGGCGAUAUGUAGCUACAUCGAGAAGACCAGCGGUGUUGCAACAUUGCUGGAUAUUCGGAGAACGACCAAGUAUCAUCAUUCGCAGGAGGGGGAGGAGUUUUUGGCACAUUUCUUAAACUCUCCUCCUGUCAAGAGGGCUUUGCGAGUGGAUGAGGACGCCGAGUGGGUCAGCUGCAGAAGGAAAGUCAGGGCAAUCAUGGCUCAGGAUACAAUGAAGAGUACGAAAUGGAUGGUAGAGGAGAUAUUGAGGAUGGGAUAUCCUGUGUUGCUGUAUCAAGGAAUUUACGAUGCCAAAGACGGGCCAUCUGGAUCAGAGGCAUGGAUGCGUACUCUUGAGUGGCCCGGGGCCCCCUCGUUCUGGAGAGGCGAGAGAUCUGUGUGGAAGGUGAACGGAGAGCUUGCUGGGUACUGGCGACGAGGACAGAAUCUCACACACGUCGUUGUGGCUGGAGCUGGACAUCAGGUCCCUGCUGAUCAACCGGAGUUUGGUAAAGCAAUGAUCGAAUCGUGGAUGAAACAGCAGCUAGAAAGACGUUAAUUCGAGUCCUUUCGACAGAUAUUACUGGAAUUUCUGUGUAUCUUAAGAAUCUCGAUUUUGUAACCCAAACAUGCUCAUCAACUCGACACUCGAACCGAUAACAAACCAAAUUCAUGUCUUGAACAAGAAGAGUUCUUGUCAUAUCUUGCAGUACACACAGACACCUUGAGGAAAAAAAAUUUGAUAUAAAGCCCAAUACCAUACUCAAUUCAAGCUUAC